AUGUGUGGGUUUGAAAAAAAUGAGCCAUUACAAAUUUUAUUGGAGGAUAAUUGGAGGUAUGAUUCUGCGACCGGCAAGACUCUUGGACCAAUAUUUGACAGCGAGUUGGAAAGUGGUGUGAAUGAACAAAUCAAUUAUGAACUUUCUGCUCAUUAUACAUACUUGUCAAUGUCAUAUCAUUUUGACCAAGAUGAGUAUUACCUGCCAGGAUUUAGCAAGUUUUUCAAGGAAAUGGCAGAGGAGGAACACGAACAUGCGCAAAUCUUUAUGAAAUACCAAAAUAAACGUGGAGGAAAAAUUCGGCUGAACAGUAUUCCUAGUCCUUGCAACGAUGGAUAUUGGGGAAAUGGGACAGAGGCAAUGAAAUCAGCGCUUCGUUUGGAACAAUUGAUCAACGAACAUCUAAUCAAUUUACAUUCCCUUGGAGAGGAAAAAGCGGAGUCACAGUUCCUUGACUUCUUAGAAUCAAACUUUCUUGGCGAACAAGUGGACAGUAUCAAAGAAAUAUCCAAUUACGUUCAUAUCUUACGGAAAAUCGACUCUCCCUUGGGAGAGUUUCAGUUUGAUCAGUUGACUCUUGGUGGUGCCUGUGGCCGACAAGAGUGCAAGUCUAGAACAUAGUUGAUUUGUUUUGUUAUUUUUUAGUAGAUAUACAUUGCAACAAUCAUUGUAGGGGAUAAAUAACAUAUUAACUAAAUUGGCAAUUAGUUAAUUUACG
Messenger RNA from Dendronephthya gigantea, 718 nucleotides. Its product is annotated as soma ferritin-like. Gene Ontology annotation, cellular component: cytoplasm. Lineage: Eukaryota; Metazoa; Cnidaria; Anthozoa; Malacalcyonacea; Nephtheidae. The transcript is spliced from 7 exons. Gene Ontology annotation, molecular function: ferric iron binding; ferrous iron binding. The record is from RefSeq and is a predicted model, not a curated record. Gene Ontology annotation, biological process: iron ion transport; intracellular iron ion homeostasis. Bases 1 to 621 code for a protein of 206 amino acids.